Messenger RNA from Plectropomus leopardus (leopard coralgrouper), 2788 nucleotides. RefSeq names its product solute carrier family 40 member 1 (gene slc40a1). NCBI's taxonomy places the organism in Eukaryota, Metazoa, Chordata, Actinopteri, Perciformes, Serranidae. Gene Ontology annotation, biological process: iron ion transmembrane transport. Gene Ontology annotation, molecular function: iron ion transmembrane transporter activity; peptide hormone binding. The record is from RefSeq and is a predicted model, not a curated record. Gene Ontology annotation, cellular component: basolateral plasma membrane.
AGCAGAAGAGAGCAAACCGUCCACCGGAGAGGCGCUGAAUUCAGCUCCUAGCUUUGUGCUUUUGCCAUCAACCAGCCUUUUAGGCUAUACAACUAUUUCUUUCCAACUUCAGCUACAGUGAUAGCUAAGUUUGGAAAGGCGAACGAGGGAAAAACGCCGUGCCUUUUGUAUUUUUUUGUAGUCGUUGUCGACAGUAAGAUGCAGUGGUAGUCGGGGCUGACCUCCUUUACAUCACAAAAGAGGAGACAGCGUAACGCAAAAAAGCAGCUUUCACCUUGUUAUUUUUGCCAUUUGGACAGCUUUAAAAAUGGAUAACUCUGGACCUAAGAGGACAUGCUGUGAGUCUGUCCGAGACUUCUUCACCUCAGCCAAAUUCCUUAUUUACAUGGGACAUGCUCUGUCAACAUGGGGUGACCGAAUGUGGAACUUUGCGGUGGCUGUGUUCCUGGUGGAGCUGUAUGGCAACAGCCUGCUGCUCACGGCCGUGUACGGGCUGGUGGUGGCCGGCUCCGUGCUGCUGCUGGGGGCCAUCAUUGGGGACUGGGUGGACAAAAACCCCAGACUCAAAGUGGCCCAGACUUCGCUGCUCGUCCAGAACAGUUGCGUCAUCGUGUGUGGGAUCCUCCUCAUGGUUGUUUUCCAGUUCAAAGAACAGCUUGUGGAGCUUUACAAUGGAUGGAUUCUGACUACCUGCUACAUUCUGGUGAUCACCAUCGCCAACAUUGCCAACCUCGCCAGCACGGCUACAUCCAUCACCAUCCAGAGGGACUGGGUGGUGGUUGUGGCAGGUCAAGACAGCAGCACGUUGGCAGACAUGAAUGCAACAGUGCGGAUUAUCGACCAGCUGACCAACAUCCUGGCUCCCAUGCUGGUGGGUCAGAUUAUGGCCUUUGGCUCCCAUUUCAUUGGCUGUGGCUUCAUCUCUGGCUGGAACCUGUGCUCCAUGUGUCUGGAGUACGCUCUGCUGUAUAAGGUCUACCAGAAGACGCCGGCGUUGGCCGUGAAAGCCGGUCAGAAGGAUCAGCAACAUGAGCUUAAACAGCUUGGCUCUCCGAAAGAAUUGGAGGAUGGUCAGAGUCCUGAGGAGUCCUCUCAGCCGCUGAUGAAUGAAACCUCAGUCGUGGCCAAGCCGGACUCUCCCAAGCAGCACGGCUGUUGCUACCAGGUGACUGAACCCCUGCGCACCCUGAAGGCCGGCUGGGUCGCCUACUACAACCAGAACAUUUUCUUCGCCGGCAUGUCCCUGGCUUUCCUCUACAUGACUGUGCUCGGCUUCGACUGCAUCACCACGGGCUACGCCUACACGCAGGGCCUCAACGGGUCUGUGCUCAGCCUGCUGAUGGGGGCCUCGGCUGUGUCGGGCAUCUGCGGCACUGUGGCCUUUACCUGGGUCCGCAAGAAGUGCGGCCUGAUCCGCACAGGCUUUAUUUCAGGCAUGGCCCAGCUGUCCUGCCUCAUGCUGUGUGUUGUCUCCGUCUUUGCUCCCGGGAGCCCCUUCGACCUCAGCGUCUCGCCCUUCCAGGACCUUUACACCCACCUGAUUGGAGAGAAGACGCUGCCCGAGGCCGACCACAGCCUCACCAGCGUUCUUACUGGUGGAAACGCCACUACUGCUGCGCCAGCUGAAGAGCUGCCGCCGCUGCAGUCCUACAUGUCUGUUAGUCUGCUGUUUGCUGGCGUCAUUGCUGCUAGAGUUGGCCUGUGGUCCUUUGACCUGACAGUGACCCAGCUCAUCCAGGAGAAUGUAAUCGAGUCGGAGCGAGGCGUCAUCAACGGCGUCCAGAACUCCAUGAAUUACCUCUUAGACCUGCUGCACUUCAUCAUGGUGAUUCUGGCUCCGAACCCGGAGGCGUUCGGCCUGCUCGUCAUCAUCUCCGUGUCCUUCGUGGCCAUGGGUCACAUCAUGUACUUUGGGUUUGCCUUCAAGAGCCUGGGCAGCCGCCUUUUCCUCUGCUGCUCGCCGGAGCAGAAGGUGGAGACGGCGGACAGCCCCUCACUUCCUACCACCGUCUAACCCCGUUAAAGAGACUCUGUCCUGAGUACAUAUUCCUCAAGCCUUACCCUGCAUCUUAUCUUUGCUUGUAGCUGGCCGAAUAACAUAAAAACGGUAACUUAACAUGCUAUGCAUACUGUAGCCUAAAAUAUAGCAUUAAUCAUAAGUAGAAGGAGGAGAGUAGAAAGCUUACAGUCAUAGACGUCUAACACUUAGAUAAGGCAGGGUUUCUCUAACUGUUUCAGUCUGGGAUUCAGCCUCUCAUCUUUGUCAAACAAGGAUCCAUCACCUCUAGGCUUGUGACCCCAACCUGGGUCCAAAGACAUCAGGGGAUAAGACACUGUAAAAUAUUCUCCUCCUAACAGCCCGAAGAUAGCUGUAAAGAGUUUUAAAAGGUGCUUCAGCUAACUAAAGGGCAACACGAGGGAGAGAUCUUGCAGGGAAGCACGCACUGAGGCUAUGGGGGACGACUGUCUGAUUCACAAAAGAGACAACAUCCCCUGUUUUCAGCCUCUCUUCAUCGGUGCUGAGUCCGCUAGCUGUCCUCCGAUAGCCUAGCUUACAUGUAUGAUGAGCAGGUUGUGGAUGUCUUCCUCCACAGGAAAGGAGGAUGCUUUUUAUUUAACCAAACACACAACCGGGAUUUAGUCUCUUCAAUACUCAAUGCAGUUAAAUGAGUUAAAUGUAUUUAUUCAGGAUAUGCAGACAGCGGUUUUUAUAGUAAUCGUAUUUUCAGUAUUUUGCUGCAUGCUUGCGGCUGUGCCAUAAAUAAGAAAUCCUAUGCACCCUCAUCAA